AUGGCCGACAAGAACCUAUGGCACGUUCUUGAGGUUGAGAAGCAUAAGCAAACGUCUCAUGGCAAUGUAUGCCUAUACAUUUCUUGGAUCGGGUCUCCUGAACGAUCGUGGGAGCCUGAAAGUCGCAUGAUGCGUGUCGCGCGGGCAAUUGUGGAGGACUAUUGGAUUGCCAAGGGCGGCCGCGAUAAGGUAAUGAAGUCGGUCGCUGUGAGGCCGAAUAGACGUCGUCGCCGAUUCCGAAACGCGGCAGCGGCUUGGGAGACAUCAGUCAACGCGCAGGCGGGCGAAAUGAGGCCAGACAGGCCAACAGCAUGGAAAAGAGACUUUGAUGGUCAUCAGAAGCUUGGCGAGGUGGCGGAUGAGGUAGCGCUAGCGGUGUUGGAGGCUGGGAGGAGCCCGGCGAGGACUGAGCGUGUCGCGCACGAAGAUGAACAGCCAGCGAACAGCGACAUGCAGCCGCCAAGGAAGCGCCGUCGUCUGUCCUGA
Colletotrichum spaethianum is the source of this 486-nucleotide messenger RNA. RefSeq lists its product as uncharacterized. Bases 1 to 486 code for a protein of 161 amino acids. NCBI's taxonomy places the organism in Eukaryota, Fungi, Ascomycota, Sordariomycetes, Glomerellales, Glomerellaceae. The transcript has a single exon. The record is from RefSeq and is a predicted model, not a curated record.